Messenger RNA from Gossypium raimondii (Peruvian cotton), 1327 nucleotides. RefSeq names its product xyloglucan endotransglucosylase/hydrolase protein 31. The record is from RefSeq and is a predicted model, not a curated record. Lineage: Eukaryota; Viridiplantae; Streptophyta; Magnoliopsida; Malvales; Malvaceae. Gene Ontology annotation, cellular component: cell wall; apoplast. Gene Ontology annotation, molecular function: xyloglucan:xyloglucosyl transferase activity; hydrolase activity, hydrolyzing O-glycosyl compounds. The transcript is spliced from 4 exons. Bases 108 to 1013 code for a protein of 301 amino acids. Gene Ontology annotation, biological process: xyloglucan metabolic process; cell wall biogenesis.
CAUUUUUCCAUACACAAACCUAAUUUCAAAACCAUCAACUUUUGGUCCCAAUCUGCAUUUAACCAUACAGUCCUUUCUGUUUCAUUACUGGUAUAGACUGGUACUCAAUGCCAUCUCUUUUCUGUCUCCCCUUUAUGGCUCCAGUUUUCUGUCUGCUUUUAGCUUUUUUCAUGAUUGCCUCAGGCAAUGCUCAGGGUCCACCUUCCCCUGGAUACUCCCCCAGCUCCAGGAUUAGUUCUGUGACCUUUAACCAAGGGUUUAGAAAUCUAUGGGGUCCUCAGCAUCAGAGAGUAGACCAGGGAUCAUUAACAAUCUGGCUUGAUAAAACCUCAGGAAGUGGAUUCAAGUCACUUGAGCCGUAUCAAUCUGGUUACUUUGGCGCUGCCAUGAAGCUCCAACCCGGUUAUACAGCAGGAGUUAUUACAUCUCUCUAUCUUUCAAACAAUGAAGAUCAUCCUGGAAACCAUGAUGAAAUUGAUAUAGAGUUCCUUGGAACAACACCAGAUAAGCCCUAUACUCUGCAGACCAAUGUGUAUAUCAGAGGAACUGGGGAUGGAAAUUUAAUUGGGAGGGAAAUGAAGUUUCAUCUAUGGUUUGAUCCUACAAAAGACUACCAUAACUAUGCAAUUUUGUGGACACCAAGUGAGAUUAUAUUUUUGGUAGAUGAUGUGCCCAUUAGGAGGUACACAAGGAAGAGUGACGCCACGUUUCCGACGAGACCAAUGUGGGUGUACGGAUCAGUAUGGGAUGCUUCAUCAUGGGCCACCGAGAAUGGAAGAUACAAAGCGGAUUAUAGCUACCAACCUUUUGUUGGUAGGUAUACAAACUUCAAAAUAAGUGGUUGCACCGCCAAUAGCCCAGCCUCAUGCCGCCCGCCCUCUGCCUCUCCAUCUGGCUCCGGCAGCCUCAGUCGACAGCAAGUGUCGGCCAUGAAUUGGGUGCAAAGGAACUAUUUGGUGUAUGACUAUUGCCAUGACCCUAAGAGGGAUCAUACUCAGACGCCUGAGUGCUAGUUAAGAUUGCCAUAAACUAGUCCACGAAUUGGGGGAGGUUCUUCAGAUGGGCCCUGCUUAGCGGCUGAAGCCUCUAUGAUUUGCUUCUCUGGUUGUGUUGUUAAUUUCUAUUGUUUGCAUUGUUUGUUGGAUUAAAAUGAUAAAAAAAUGUGCUUUUUAAUUUUAUAUUAGGAAAGAAAAGUGCGUGGGAGAAAUUGAGAUUGAUAUUAAAAGAACAAAAAAAAGGCCAAAUGGGGCCUUCAAUGAAUGAAUGUUGUUUGUAUUAAGUUUGCUACUGAGUUUUUCACCUAUAAGUUUGCUACUCUUAAUGGCAA